This is a messenger RNA of Aspergillus heteromorphus CBS 117.55, 2239 nucleotides long. RefSeq lists its product as uncharacterized. Lineage: Eukaryota; Fungi; Ascomycota; Eurotiomycetes; Eurotiales; Aspergillaceae. Gene Ontology annotation, biological process: regulation of DNA-templated transcription. The record is from RefSeq and is a predicted model, not a curated record. Gene Ontology annotation, molecular function: zinc ion binding; DNA-binding transcription factor activity, RNA polymerase II-specific. Bases 80 to 2239 code for a protein of 719 amino acids. The transcript has 5 exons.
GGGACACCCAGGACAUUUAGUGCUCCUCCCACGCCCUGGCCCUGCCCCCGUUGCCCGACUAUUGUUGCCCCCCAACACCAUGCGAGCACGGAGGCAAUCCGGCAGCCCCGGGAACCCCCCCGGCCCGCCGACUGGCAAGAUGCUGAUCUCGCGCGAUCGAUCGAGGGUUGGGCUCGGGAGUGCCCGCGUGCGUACCACCCGCGCCUGCGAUUCCUGUCGCCAGCGCAAGGCCAAGUGCAACGGGGAGAAGCCCGUCUGUGGCCAGUGUGCAGGCCUCCAGCUGGAGUGCGUCUACUCGGAGCAGGCCCGCAUGAAGGACCGUCGCGAGCUGGAUAUGUUGCGGGCGGCCAUCCGUCGCCAGGAACGCGCCAUCCAGCGCAUGUCUGCUGCGUCGUCGUCGUCGUCUUCUUCCUCAUCCUCAAUCUCUCGUCGUCCCUCGGACCCUGCUGCCCUCCCCAACAGCAUGGAUUCUAACAUGGUCCCCCACUCACUGCCCGACACGCUGGACCGCGCCCUGGCCCUGGUCCACGUCCAGCUGCACGAGCUGGGGCAGGUCUACCAGGCCGUGCACGACUGCGAUCCGGCAGCACUGCCGUCGGUGGUCAGCGCGAUCCGGCGCAGCGCCUCGGUGCACGAGGCGGCCACUCGGCUCACGCAGCAGAUGUCGGGGCAGCGGCCGGGCAUCACGCUGGAGCGCAUGCAGCGGGCGUGGCUGACGCGACUCUCCGGCAAGCCCGAGCUGGUCAGUCGCCAGCCCUCGUACAGCGUCAGCACCGCCGACAUUUGGACCUCCGUCGUGGGCAACGCGGCCGCCUCGCACCUGUUCUCGUUGUUCUUCGUGUGGGACAAUCCCACCUGGCACGUCGUCGAGCCGGGCGUCUUCCUCGACGACUUCCACUCCGGCCGCACGCGCUUCUGCUCGUCGCUGCUCGUCCACGCCAUCCUCUUCUACGCCUGCCACCUCUCCUACGACUUCGAGAAGCCGUGGGAUCGUCGCGACGAGAUGGCCACCGCCAAGCAGCUGCUGCGCGAGAUCGAGCGCCUCUGGCAGCUCGACCACGCCACCCCGAGCCUGCCCACCGUGCAGGCCAGCCUCCUGCUGGGCGCCUUCUUCUGCGCCGCCGGCAAGGACAAGAUCGGCACGGAAUACGUGCAGUACGGCGCGCGCAUGGCCCUCCAUCUCGGCCUGCACACCUCCGUCUGCCCCGUCUUCCAGAGCCCCGUCCUCGUCGAGGCCGAGCGCAACCGCCGCGCCCACAAGAUCAUCGCCGGCGCCGUCUACGACCUGCAGACGCUCGUCGUGCAACUGUCCCGCAAGCCCACAGCCUGGCCCGGCCCCCCGGAACUGUUCCUGUCCGCCGAGGAGGCCGCCGCCGCCGAUAUCCAGCAGCAGUGGGCGCCCUACCCGUUCACCUCGCCCGUGCAUCGGCCCUUCCUGCAUACGAGUCUCCGCGUCCGACGGGAUCUGUUGAUCAUCGUCAACGACGUCGCCAGUCUGCUGCGCGAGUUGGAUGGCCACAUCGAUCUGCAUGCCUGGCAGCGCGGCGCCGUGCUUCAUCAGCGUUUGGUCCAUUUCGAGCGCGCAUUGCCUCCGGUGCUGGGCAUCCAGCGGAACCGCACGCCGCAUAAUCUCUGUUUUCACAUGUACCACCACAUGACAAUCGUCAACCUCUGCGGCCUCUUCAUGACCCGCGACCCCACCAUCCCCACCGAAACCUACCAGCAAGCCACAUCCUUCCACCCCCCAAAGGCCCUCGACGAAGCCAUGGACGCCCUCGCCACGCUCAUCCUGCUGUACCGCGUCUCGCACGGCUGGAAAUCCACCCCCAUCGUCAUGGUCCACUACUUCCUGGUCGCGGGCGUGCACGCCGCCUCGCACCUGGAGUCGUCCAAGUGGCGCGAGGUGCUCGUCAGCUGCGUCUCCGGCCUGUGGCACAUGGGCCUCGUGUGGCGCGUCUGUCGCGCCUUCUUGCGCACCAUCCAGCUGGUGCUCAAGGGGGCCGAUCCGGCCCUGAUGCCCGCCGAGGCGGUCUCCAUUCUGAAGGAGUUCGAUGAGAAGGUCUGGAAUCAGGAUGAGGUUAAUGCCCUCGGCUCUAUCUAUGUGGUGCAUCAUCAUCCGCGGCAGUUGGCGAUCGAGGCUGGUGGGGGCAGUUUUCAGGGGGAGGGGUUGGAGGAUUUGAUUCGGUCGUUUGAGAGGUUGGAUACGGAGGAUCCGGAGGAUGAGGGGGGUAGGGGGUAG